Molecule: messenger RNA, 1603 nt
Organism: Amoebophrya sp. A25
Lineage: Eukaryota; Dinophyceae; Syndiniales; Amoebophryaceae
Source: the annotation of a GenBank genome assembly
UAGUAGUCCUGGUGGCCCUGGCCAUCCGAGAACAGGGGUCUUGAAAAAACAAAAUACUCAAGCUGGAGGAGAAAUCGCUGGAAAUAAAGCGGGCAAAUUUAAGGCAACCAACUAAGCGUCCUUGGCUGCAUCAUCCUUGGCCCUUUUCCAAACGGCGAAAGGUCGCCAAAAGGCGAAAGGUCGCCAAAAGAUGGCGUCAGUGAUGCAAAAACGAUAAUCAGAAUUCUAAUAAAACUACCCGAAGAUCUCUCACUUUCCACAACGAUGGAGACACGACUAGGGUAGGCGUUCUGAAACGAGGUUCGUUGCUGGAAGAUGGAAAGUAUGCAUUGGGCCAAAGCAAGAACCCUGUAGACUUCUUGAAAUCGUCAGGCGGUGGAGAACAACAUCAGAGGCAUCAUCCUCACGGUCCUCUUGGUGGCGGCGCAGCAUCCAACGUGACGUCUUCAGCAGGUGAAAGCAUCGUUCAUCUUAAGGCUUCCACAAACCCAUCCUGUUGAGACCCUCGUUGGUGGAAGUGAUGAGGUUCCACCUCCUGAGAGCGUUUAUUUGAUAAGGUGGAAAUAUCGGUAGGGGCCGCCAUGUUGCGUUUCAACUUCAAGAUGGAUUUAUGGAAGGUCCAAUCAUCGUGGCGGUGGAGUGGCGAGUUUCCAUAGUGUGCGGUCAGAACAUUCAGAAGCCGCUUCCUCAGUCGUGCCGGAGAUGGUGCGGACGUUCGGGAACUACAACAAUUUCGCAGCUGCAAACAAAGCAGGCGCGAAUAUGAUCUAUCAGGACUCACCGGGAGGGAGUGUUUACGAAACUGUACUUACAGAUAAUUCGUACUCGUAGUACAUUACUAGUACUACAACAUGAGUCCUCUGAGGGACAGUGACCAGAAGUAGAUCCAUUCUACUCAUUUUUUUAGUAGUGACUACAUUCAUUGUUCAUCACAUUCUCUAUUAUUCUAAUCAUCUGACGAUUUCGACGAGCCAGCCACUUACAUGCAAGGGAGCAUACCCCGGGUUAUACCUCCAGGGGCGGGUCGGUACACAGGCGCCGCCGAACGAACAGUUACUCUGGAAUUAAGGCUUCUCCUAAUCCAUCUCGUAAAGCAUUCCUUUCCGGGGAGGCUUUCCGUUGCUUCUCUUUGCAGGCCUCUCGUUGCUUCUCUUAACAGGCCUCUCGUAAAGCAUUCCUUUCCGUUCUUUCAAGGGGGAGAAGGUCUGCUCAGGAUGUGAUCGUCAGGAGGGUUUAUGGUUAGGAGCCCUAAUGGAGGAGAUCUUUCGGCAACAGGAAGAGAGUGGCUGUAGGACCUCUCAAGGGACUGAGUCAGCGGAAGCCAUCGCCGCUGGCAUGUUGGACAUUGGUGCUGAGAUAGAGGACGUGGACGAUUAAGGGUUCUUUCGACAUGAUUACAUCCUCCAGUAACUACAUGCUUGAUGACCUCGUCUCUUUGUUCAGUGGAAAAUAGGCCAAGCAUGUACGUGUUCUGAAGAGUGUAAUCAUGCUGCAACCUGCUUUAAGACUGUGCCAUUCUGGGAGAACGCGAUUACGAAGUCCUAGAACACAUUAGGAGACAGCAAGUCGAAGAUAGAAUCGAAUUGAAAAAGAACAUGGAGGA